Messenger RNA from Pterocles gutturalis (yellow-throated sandgrouse), 1020 nucleotides. It is a transcript of the gene GPR160, whose product is annotated as G protein-coupled receptor 160. Lineage: Eukaryota; Metazoa; Chordata; Aves; Pterocliformes; Pteroclidae. The record is from RefSeq and is a predicted model, not a curated record. The coding region runs from base 1 to 1020 and encodes 339 amino acids. Gene Ontology annotation, cellular component: plasma membrane; signaling receptor complex. The transcript has a single exon.
AUGGCUGCCAUGCUCUGUGAAAAUUGUUCUGGUCAGUACCACUACACUCAGGUCAACCAACCUCCUGAAGCCAGCUGCAUGUUGCUCCUGAUUUUGCUUGGAAAAGUGUCACUUGAUUUCUUCAUGUUGCAAGUUCAGCAAAAAAACGUGAAAGCUAGUUUUAUGGGAUACUUCUGUGUUUCACUGGCACUUCUGGAUUUCACACUGCUGAUGAGUAUUUUUUUCAUUUUCUAUUUUGAAGACUUUGCACUCUGGGGUGUACGAUUUACAAAGUACCACAUUUGCCUGUUCACUCAGAUAAUUUCACUUACCUACGGUAUUCUGCAUUACCCAGUGUAUCUUGUGGCUGGUCUGGAUUAUUAUAUGACUAUAGCCCAGACCUCUCAGUCUCCUAAAAGAAGUCAAAGAUUACUUUAUAUAUUUGCUGUGGUUGUUAUAUGGCUUUCAGGGUUUUUUUGUAUUCUUAAAGUUCCUGCUAUUUAUGAAGAACUAGAAAUUCAGAACCGUUUUUCUCCUUAUCAGUGUCCUCCCUAUGCCAGCAUGCAGAGCUACUCUGUCUCAUGUGCCAUGGUGCUUCUCAUAGGCACAGCUCUUGUGGCUUGUUGGAAGGAAGUUACAACCAUGCUGCUGUCUGUCAGGGUAGUUUCCUUUGCCAGUCAACCUGCUCUCAUGUUCUCGUACGUGUCUAACAACAACAGCACUUGCUUUAAGUGGCAGCUCCUGACCAGACUCCUCAUCUGCUUUCUUGGCACUUGGGCACCUUUUCUUCUUCUUCAAAUUAUCAUUUUGUUUCUCGGUGCUCGGAUUCCAGCCUACAUGGAGAUGAAUGUUCCCUGGCUGUACUUCAUCAACAGCUUUCUCAUUGCAGUAGCAUACUGGUGUCGAUGUCACGAUGUUGUAUUGACAGAGGAGAUGUGGUCUACAGAUCCAUUUGUCAGCUGGAAAUUCUGCUUUAUGCCAUUUAACAAUGAAAACACAGAGCCAGCUGAUAAGCCAGGCACAGUAAUUGUGAUCUGUUAA